This is a messenger RNA of Pelobates fuscus (common spadefoot toad), 2891 nucleotides long. It is a transcript of the gene SPATA6, whose product is annotated as spermatogenesis associated 6. Gene Ontology annotation, biological process: spermatogenesis. Bases 434 to 1372 code for a protein of 312 amino acids. The transcript has 11 exons. NCBI's taxonomy places the organism in Eukaryota, Metazoa, Chordata, Amphibia, Anura, Pelobatidae. Gene Ontology annotation, molecular function: myosin light chain binding. The record is from RefSeq and is a predicted model, not a curated record.
GGUUACUCCCCAUCCUGUCUCUGAUCGGGCUGUCUGUGUCCCAGACUCGGGUCUCAGCCGAGGGUAUAACGGAUUUACCGGUCCCUGUGGUGUCAGCCCGUCCGCCCCGCUGUGGGUGGAGGCCGAGGCCUGCUACAUCCCGCAAGCCGGGGCCUCGAGUACACCCAGUCCCCGGGAUCCUGCACGGGUAAGCCCGCCUGACCUGGGGGCAAUGCAGACCCCACCACCAUGGGAAAGCAAAAGCCACCUCCAAGGCAACAAGACAGAAUUAAACAGAGUCUGUAGCAACCGUCACAUAUGUACUACUAAGGCAAAAUGAGGAGUGACUGACUACUUGUGAUCUGCCCUUGUAGCCUGACUUCUACCUCCAUGCUAUGACCUAGAGUUGUUCAAGAACAUACGUUUGAACAAGUGACCCAGCUACAGUCAGAGAAUGCAAGAACAGAAUCACUUGGGACGCUCUCGGAAUACAGUGCUGUUGCGAAAUAACACUUCCUACAUGACCACUAAGAAUUACGAGCGGCCCACCAUAGCCUCGAAAUCUCGUUCUCCAUCCCCGUAUACGAGGAGGCGUAUGUGUGAGCUGUCUGAAGAUGCACGGCAAAGGCUGGCCCAUCUUAAUCUCGGUCCAUACGAAUUUAAGAAGGAGACUGAUAGCAAACCGCCAUUUGUGGUCAGACAUAUGAAAACAUUCAGUAUUCCUCAUGACACUUCAUUUACCUUGCACUCACCCAAAGGAAGUAGAAGACCAGAAGAAUGGGACGUAGAGUACAACGAUCCGUCUUUAAUUGGCAGCUACAGGCCUGUGUUCUCUAAAAUUAAUACGAAGCAACACAUGGAUGACCUUGAGGGGUCCUUGGAUAGCUUAAAUGACCAUCUGCUUUCAGAGCCAGCUGGCAAGAUGUCUCUUUCUUCGAGGCUUUCACUGUCUCACUCUGCGCCAUCAUCCAUGCAGAAACGCCCACCAAGCCCAGUCCUAAGCCGAUCCUCACUCAGGGACAGAUUUCAAUCUGAAAGUAGAUCGACGGCCAACUGGGAGGAGAUUCAUGAUCGGGUAAAAAAUAUGUUAAAGACUCACGGUGCCAGGCAGCGACUUCAUUUUGACAAGAGCGUGUUCGAUAAAAACCAUCAUAGUCGUGAUUCUUUGUGCAAUGACUCUCUUUGCGUCAGUGACCUGCAGACCAGUCAGUCGUCUCCGGUGGAGAAGUUAGUUCACCUGGACAAUGGGGAAUACUGGUCUAAAAGAGCAGCCGUGUACAGAGGAAAGACUCACAGAGAAGUGUUUGAAGAGAGCAUGGAGAAGAUAUAUAGGAACAUGUACAAGAAAGCCUCGGAGUCUAGUGCAUGUAUGAAGAACCAAUAUUCCCUGUAACUCCUUUCGCAUUGGCUCUGUGUCGCAAAAUGUCACUUCACUAAUCAUUCCUUGCCAUGAGCAGGUUGAUCCUGUAUCUAUGGCUUUAUAAACCUAUAUAGUAUUGAGUUUUGUCUUUUUUACAUUGGGGUGGAUUAGCUUAACAUUGGAGGAUGUUUUUGAAUUCUUCUUAUUUAUUAUAAAUGCUCAGAUACCGUUCCAGAGUCCUUUCAUUACAGGACUCCUAUCAUUUUAAUUGGAUAGCCGUGAUGUGAGUUGUAGAAAAUGAUACUAAUUGAACAUUCCUGCUGUGGUACGAGUUAUACUGUAUUCAUUGACCUGUGUCUUUUCUGUCAUGGCAGUCCUGCUUUGAAGUACAGAUCAGAGUUCAAUUUUACUGUUUACUUUUAUAUAGACCUUAUGGUAGCCCAAGGGUAGGCAACAUUCGGCACUCCAGAUGUUGUGGACUACAUUUCCCAUAAUGCUCUUACAGCCAUAAUGCUGGCAAUGCAUCUGGGGAGAUAUAGUCUACGGCAUUUGGAAUAUAGAUCUCUUCUGCUCAUAAAACACAUGAAUAAUAGCCAAUUCUGGUAGUGAAGCUAAGCCACCAUUCAAUUAUGCAAGUGUUUAGCAUAAUAUUUUAUAAUAUGUGUCUUUGCGCAUUUUCUACCUGAAAUUAGCCUUAAAGAAACGCUAGGCAGGAAUGAUGGGCGAGAAUGAUGGAGGUAAAUGCAGUGGAUGGGCGAAUGAUGGAGGUAAAUGCAGUGGAUGGGCGAAUGAUGGAGGUAAAUGCAGUGGAUGGGCAAAUGAUGGAGGUAAAUGCAGUGGAUGGGCGAAUGAUGGAUGUAAAUGCAGUGGAUGGGCGAAUGAUGGAGGUAAAUGCAGUGGGUGGGCGAAUAAUGGAGGUAAAUGCAGUGGGUGGGCGAAUAAUGGAGGUAAAUGCAGUGAGUGGACGAAUGAUGGAGGUAAAUGCAGUGGGUGGGUAAAUGAUGGAGGUAAAUGCAGUGGGUGGGCGAAUAAUGGAGGUAAAUGCAGUGGGUGGGCAAAUGAUGGCAGUAAAUGCAGUGGGUGGGCAAAUGAUGGAAGAAAAUGCACGGGGCAGAAAGAGCCUGCUGGGGGUUCAAAAUACUCCUAAACCAUAGUCUCCUAAAGUCACUUACUUAAAGAUUUAAUAAUGCAUUUGCUUUGUAAUAAUAAAGAUAUUCCUUAAAGUGGCUCUGUCACAGUCUUUGCAUCAUUUUUGGGGAGGGAGAAGUGACAGAGCCACUUUAAUAUGUCCUAAAUGCACAGCCAUCUAACCCCAUCUAAUGUUUCUAUUUUUUUUAAAGAAAAGUUUUUACCUUCAUAUUACCUACUAUUUUAUUAUGUAUUUGUACUGUAUUUUAAAUAUUGUUAAAUGUUUUAAUAACUGAUGAAAACGCAGUCCCUCUGGUUUCAAGUAUUAAGCAUAUUUAAGCAUAAUCUAUAUUGUUACACUGUUUAAAUAUCACGUGCACUGUACUUACCAAUGGUGGAAAUUAAAUGGACACUUUAGUUCUAA